AUGGAAAUUCUCCAAUUUAGUAUCCUGAUACUAUUUACAGUUGUGUCUUUCUCUUGUUUGCAACUUAGUUUUCAUGAAUGCUGCUUAAAUCCAUUUCUGCAAGAACAUAAUUCUUCAUUGGCAGAGCAUGUAAUAAGGUUGGCGAAUGAGCCGGAGACUGUGAAAUGGAUGAAGACGAUACGAAGGAAAAUUCAUGAGAACCCUGAACUUGCUUUCGAAGAAUUUUCAACGAGCUCUCUGAUAAGGCACGAGCUUGAUCGAAUGGGAGUUAAAUACCGGUGGCCAGUGGCACGGACAGGUGUAGUUGGAACCAUUGGCUCUGGUUCUCCUCCCUUUGUUGCUCUAAGAGCAGAUAUGGAUGCUCUGCCUAUUCAGGAAAUGAGGGAAUGGGAGCACAAAAGUCAGGUGAAUGGCAAAAUGCAUGCCUGUGCACAUGAUGCGCACACAGCUAUGCUUUUAGGUGCUGCAAGAAUACUGCAACAACUCAGAAAUCAUUUGCAGGGAACUGUUAAUCUAAUAUUUCAACCAGCUGAGGAAAAUGGUGAAGGUGCAAAGGAAAUGAUACGAGAAGGAGUACUUGAUAAUGUCGGUGCAAUCCUUGGAUUGCACAUGUUCAAUAGUUACCCCAGUGGUACAGUUGCUUCACGUCCGGGACCUUUCCUGGCCGGAUGUGGAAGCUUCAAAGCCAUAAUCCGGGGGAAGGGGGCACAUGCAGCUUUUCCACAAGAAUCCAUUGACCCCAUUUUGGCUGCUUCAACUUCUAUAAUUAGCUUACAGAACAUUGUUUCUAGGGAAACCGACCCUUUGGAUUCUCAGGUGGUUUCUGUAACAAUCAUGCAAGGGGGGAAUUCAUUUAAUAUCAUUCCAGAGUCUGCUACAAUCGUCGGUACUUUUAGAGCCAUCAGCAGAAAGAACUUUUACGCACUAAGAAAAAGAAUAGAAGAGGUUAUAAAAGGGCAAUCAGCAGUACACCGGUGCUCGGCUGAGAUUGAAUUUGAUGGAGACGGACAUCCUAAUCUCCCCCCGACGAUAAAUGACGAGAGAGUAUACGAACAUGUACAAAAAAUCUCGAGUUUGGUUGUAGGCGAAGGGAACACUGAAUUAGCUCCUCCUUUCAUGGCGAGUGAAGAUUUUGCAGUGUACUUAGAAAAGGUAGCCGGAUCAUAUCUUCUGCUGGGAACAAGAAAUGAGGAGGCUGGAUCUUUUUAUCCUCCCCACAAUCCUUACCAUACUAUUGAUGAGGAUGUACUUCCUAUUGGAGCUGCAAUUCACGCCACAUUUGCGUUUUCCUACAUAGUAAAUUUUACUAAAUGCUGUCAUUAUUAUUAG
Messenger RNA from Fraxinus pennsylvanica, 1329 nucleotides. NCBI's taxonomy places the organism in Eukaryota, Viridiplantae, Streptophyta, Magnoliopsida, Lamiales, Oleaceae. The record is from the annotation of a GenBank genome assembly.